Molecule: messenger RNA, 2552 nt
Organism: Python bivittatus (Burmese python)
Lineage: Eukaryota; Metazoa; Chordata; Lepidosauria; Squamata; Pythonidae
Gene: PBX3
Product: PBX homeobox 3
Biological process (GO): regulation of DNA-templated transcription
Cellular component (GO): nucleus
Molecular function (GO): DNA binding; DNA-binding transcription factor activity, RNA polymerase II-specific
Source: RefSeq, a predicted model, not a curated record
CAUCGUUGCGGCGGGAAGCAUGGACGAGCAAUCGCGGAUGCUGCAGACGCUGGCCGGCGUGAACCUGGCUGGCCACGCGGUGCAAGGGGGCAUGGCUCUGCCGCCUCCCCACGGGCACGAGGGCGCCGACGGCGACGGCCGCAAGCAGGACAUUGGCGACAUCCUCCACCAGAUCAUGACCAUCACCGACCAGAGCUUGGAUGAGGCGCAAGCAAAAAAGCACGCACUCAACUGCCAUAGAAUGAAGCCCGCUUUGUUCAGUGUCCUGUGUGAAAUCAAAGAAAAAACAGGUCUCAGCAUCCGAGGGGCGCAAGAGGAAGACCCCCCAGAUCCGCAGCUCAUGAGGUUGGACAAUAUGCUUCUCGCAGAAGGAGUCUCGGGUCCCGAGAAAGGCGGCGGAUCUGCAGCAGCGGCGGCGGCGGCGGCAGCCUCUGGCGGGUCUUCAGACAACUCUAUCGAACACUCAGAUUACCGAGCCAAAUUGACGCAGAUCAGACAGAUCUACCACACCGAGCUGGAGAAAUAUGAGCAGGCGUGCAAUGAGUUCACCACCCAUGUGAUGAACCUUCUCCGAGAGCAGAGUCGAACACGCCCCAUUUCCCCCAAAGAGAUAGAAAGGAUGGUCGGCAUCAUCCAUCGAAAAUUCAGCUCCAUCCAGAUGCAGCUUAAACAAAGCACUUGUGAAGCGGUCAUGAUCUUGAGAUCCCGGUUCCUUGAUGCCAGGCGAAAAAGACGCAACUUCAGUAAACAAGCCACAGAAAUCUUGAACGAGUAUUUUUACUCACACCUCAGCAACCCCUACCCCAGCGAAGAAGCCAAAGAAGAGCUGGCAAAGAAAUGCAGCAUCACGGUAUCACAGGUAUCCAACUGGUUUGGCAACAAGAGAAUCAGGUACAAGAAAAACAUAGGGAAGUUUCAAGAAGAAGCCAACCUUUACGCUGCAAAAACCGCUGUGACGGCGGCUCACGCUGUGGCAGCCGCUGUCCAAAACAACCAGACCAACUCACCCACCACACCAAACUCUGGUUCUUCCGGUUCUUUUAAUCUUCCUAAUUCUGGGGACAUGUUCAUGAACAUGCAGAGUCUGAAUGGGGAGUCUUACCAGGGGUCUCAAGUGGGAGCCAAUGUGCAAUCACAGGUGGAUACCCUGCGUCAUGUUAUCAAUCAGACGGGAGGAUACAGUGACAGUUUGGGAGGAAAUUCACUGUACAGUCCACAUAAUUUAAAUGCAAAUGGAGGCUGGCAGGAUGCAACCACUCCAUCUUCUGUGACUUCUCCAACAGAAGGCCCGGGAAGUGUGCACUCCGAUACCUCGAACUAAUCUCACAACAGAUCCCCUCCUCCCCUGUUUUGCCCUGCCCUGCGCUGAGAUGCCUUCUACUCUGUUCAAGGAAAAGACGGAAAGGAAAACCCCCAAAAGAAAUGUUUUCGCAGCCUAUAACGGAGGGCUUUACUGUAAAACCUUGUCGUAUUGCAAAAUUGGGCAUCUGUUUUGUGUUGUUGAGAUGAAAAAAAGAAACCUUUUUUUUUUUUUUGGAAGGUAUGAUUUUAAUCCUUUGUGUCGGUACCUCAAUCUCACAGAGAGGUGCGCACUCACUCAAUGUUAAGGAAAAAGUAACCAAGCACUUUAUCCAGCUAGGCCAAGAUUGCGUGUUGUUUUGUAGCCCUGUAACUGUUUGAAGGAUAUAAUUUAUUACCAAGCAGCUUCUUAAGGAUGGCCACCUAGUUGUUGGUUUCUUGGCUUGAAGAGGUAACUAAAGACUCAUUCUUAAGAAUAACCCCAAGUAUCAGGACCAGACUGAGCUUGGGGGCGCUGGGAGAGAAGGGCUAGGAGACCUUCCCUCACAUUGAGCUUCCGCUGCGAUUGGAAGCGAGUUGCCCCACCUUAGUCGUGCCCAACCUUGUAGAGCAGGGUGAAAUUGCUCUUCUCAGAACGUCCUUGGUUUUCUGCAGAUUUUGUCGGGACCUCUCCUUUAACCGAGGGGCGGAGCAGCCCUUUUCCCCGCCCCCUCCUUCCUUUCGAACCUUCGCAACAGAUGACGGCACAGUGCCUCUUCUCCUCGAGGUCCGUUGUCCGGCACAGACAAUCCGUGUGAGGCGGAGACCCUGGCUUUCGACGUUCGCAAAACCCCGGUUGCCACGUUUUACAGUCCAAGUUGGGUGCAUCUGCCGGGUUUUGCCACUGCUCCGUGUUGGCAAAAGGCCAAUGGGCACUAUUCCUUGGAGUGUUGUAUAUAGUGUAGCAAAAGAAUAUUUAUACAUCUCACCAAUCAAAACACAGCUUUAUUACCUCAUGCGAAAUCAUACAAACCAAUAGAAUCAUUCUUUAGCUUAGAGUGCUCACUACUACCUCUAAACCGGCCUUCGCCAACCUGGUGCCCUCCAGAUGUGUGGAACCAUAGCCUCCAUCAUCACUGGUCAGCUGUGUCUUCUGUCUGGGGAUGAUGGAAAUUGUAGUCCAACACACCCAGAGGGUGCUGGGUUGAGGAAGUCUGCUCUAAACAAUACUCACGCUGUAGUUUGUCUCUUUUUCUCCCCCCCCCCUUUCCUCC